This is a messenger RNA of Mixia osmundae IAM 14324, 300 nucleotides long. RefSeq lists its product as uncharacterized. NCBI's taxonomy places the organism in Eukaryota, Fungi, Basidiomycota, Mixiomycetes, Mixiales, Mixiaceae. The record is from RefSeq and is a predicted model, not a curated record. The coding region runs from base 1 to 300 and encodes 99 amino acids. The transcript has a single exon.
AUGUGGUAUCGCUUUGCGGCACUGUCUCGUUGCUGCCUUACGCUCAGCGUACGUGUGAUGAUUGCGCGAGGCGGGGAUGCCAGGCGCUUCGGUCUUUCUCCCUUUCGCUGGGUCGUUGUGUCGGCAAGCAAGCAAAGCGAGUCUGCCAACGUCGCGCGAAAGAUAUGUCGCUCCUUGAUGGACCAAUCGCUGUGUACGAGCAAGCGAGAAGGCCAAGUUUCGAUGUUGGGACUCAAGGACGAGCGAGUGUUCAGCGCGACGGGACCGUGCACACCCUUCUGCUUCCUUGAAUCGAGUUGA